This is a messenger RNA of Zeugodacus cucurbitae (melon fly), 829 nucleotides long. RefSeq lists its product as uncharacterized. The record is from RefSeq and is a predicted model, not a curated record. Bases 115 to 753 code for a protein of 212 amino acids. NCBI's taxonomy places the organism in Eukaryota, Metazoa, Arthropoda, Insecta, Diptera, Tephritidae. The transcript has 2 exons.
ACCUUGUAAGUAGAGCCUAUAAAAGGUGUUCGCAUUUCGUUUUCAAUUUAGUCCGAUUUUAAAAUUUCUUCUGUCAAUAAUUGCUUGUGAAUUUCCAAUAUUCAAUCAGGGAAGAUGAAGUAUUCAGUAGUACUCGUCGCUAGCGCUUUGUUGUUGGUGCAGCUCGCUGGUGCCUUGCCGCAUGUGAAACGUGAGUCCGAAGACUCCUCAUCUGAACUACGCAGCGCACAGGAGCGACUGAUGAUUUAUACCUUUACCGAAAUAGCUAAACUCUACAAAUGGGUGCUCGAGAAUGGCAGUGUAGUGAUUAAUAAUGCUGUUAAGGAACUCGAUGAAAUCCCAGACAAAGAUGAUCUAUUGCAAGCGAAUAUCACACGCUUGUCAAAAAUCGGUUCCGAGGUUUCUCAAUUCAAGCUGGAAAAAGAUGAGAGGAGCAUUACAAAACUUUUGGAAUAUAUGGUUAGUUUUGAUGCAUUGAUGGACGAUUAUGAGAAUAUGCCAAGCGAUUCGAAGUUGAAACUCACUCUGAAGACAGCUUUCGAUAAUAACGGUUACAAAAAAUUCGAAGACGAAUUCUUAUUGAAAGUCGAUGAGUUUUUUAAGAAUUUCGAUCAUGCAUUUGUGGAGUAUGUGAAGACUUUGACUGCAGAAGAAAAGGUAAAGCAAAGCAGAUUCUUUCAAUGGCACGAAGACUUCACAGCUGAAACCAAUGUGGCCACGAAACUUGAGAAGUUUGACGAAUUGUUUGUUUAAAUUUGUAAAAUUUCCAUGAUUACGAAAAUAAAAUUGGAUUUUAACUAUAAUUACACUCAAAGAUGAGAAAUUAUAA